AUCUCUUCAUUGGUUUGUAGUUCAUCAGUCAUGUUCAGUGGAUACACGGAAGUGGUUGCUUAUGGUCGAGACUUGUUGGCAUCUGAUAGCCUAGAAAGUGAUCAAGAUGAAGAGUUUGAAAGUGCUAAGCUGAGAGGGAAAGGGGACUAUUCAUUUGGUGGUGGUGAUACAUUUCCUGUGGAAAGGGAAGAUUUUAUUGUGAUUGCAGAGUGCUCAGAAGUUUGUGGACCACUUCCUCUGAUAACAAUACCAGAAAAUGGAGGAGAUGGUGUUGAUCUGAAUGAAUUUGUUGUCAGAAUUUUGUCAGCUGAUUAUGAAGGACUCGGAUCUUCUGGAGCAGUUCCUCCUGGGGAUGCUUCCCUACUUAUCCCUGAUGCAAUGAGAGAUGUGCAUACCUUGGUGAAGUAUUUUGUUUUAAUGGAUUCAAGAGCUCGUGGUUUUGUGCGACCGAUGUGUAUGGCGUAUGUGACUUCCGACAAAUUUAAACUUCUGACAAAUGCUCCUGAUAUUGAAGAAGUACUGCAGAAGACUUCCAAGAUCUUGAAGCAUAGCAAUAGGAAACAGUUUUUACGAGAACUGGAAAAUCUCAUGGAAGAUCUGGACCAUUCAAAAAAUUCUCAAAACCACAAACUAACUCACUGUAUUAGUCAGAAGAAAUACACAGAUGGAGUAGAAUCUACUAAUUCUGUGAAAAUUGAUUCUAUUGAAGCUGUCAGAAGUGAUCUUCAGCAGACAAAACAGCACAUUAAGCCAUUGCUGGAAAAAACAGAAUAUUUGGAAGAAAAAUUAGAAGAAUUUUUAGAUUUUCUACAUCAUCUGCCAUAUCAGACCACAAACUGCUAUUUCAGGGCCACUUUAGAAACUGCCCGUAAUCAAGCUUCUGAAUUAGAACCUCGAUCUCUGAACACACAGUUGUCUCGAAAGUUUUGUGAUAACUUGCGGCCAUUAACAUCUCUUAGCCCUUCAGGAUCCUUUUUUGGUUUGUACCUGCUGUUUGUGUUGUGGAAGUUUUUCAGGAGAAAGCAAGAACAUGUUAGUUUGAAUAGGAAGAAUGAAUUUCCUGGUCCUUUUCUUCAUUUUGGUGCUGUACUCAAAGAAAAAGAUACAACAUCAAUCCAAUCUACAUGUGGAUCACAUGACAAAGCAUGCAGAUAUAGAAAAACAAUUAGAUGGUCAGACCUUCAGAACUUAGACCUGGAUGGGAAAAUAGACUUUACAUUCAUUGAUAGUGGAUACUUUAAUUUAUUUUUCCAAUUCAAAGAAAGAAGGAAAGUGGCAAGAACUAUGAGUUGGGCAGGUUCAAGGGAAUCUUCAGAAAUGAAUGGAACAGCAUCAGCAGAAUUACACCAGAAUAGGAGCUUUCCAUCAAUAUCAGUUUCUCCAGAAUUUCAUCCAGGAGCUUUUGCAUUUGAGGAGACUGCAAGAGAAUUUAUAGAAAAUGAUGAGUUGGAAAGAGAGAUGGAUGUAACAGAUGCUGAACCUGAGUUAGAAGAAACAUCAAAAAUACAGAACUUUGAAGAAACUGUUGAGAGUGUAGGAAUAACCUUGGAUGAAAUUUGGGAUGAAAUUGAUAGACUUGGAGAGGAUGGAACUGAAUUCAAAUUUUUUCAAGUAUUGGCCAAGAUUUCUCACAUUCCCCAACUUUUGUUCUCCGUUCUAAUUGGUCAGCUGAUUGUUGUUAUGGGUAAUCCUUCAACAGAAACCUUGGUACGAGCAACAGUGAUGUCGCUAGGGCUUUUCUCCCCUCAAGGAAUAGGUAAAAAAUCUUAUGUAGAACCAUGGCGGACUACUCCCCUUUCUUUAGAUGAUGUCUUUGGUAUGGCAGUUAUUGGCCUUUGCAUUUCAGAUGAUUGUGUGGACAUUUUUGUUCCUGCUCAAGUUGAGGCUCAAGCUACUCUUGUUGACCUUAACAACUGGACUUUCUCAGGGCCGCAGUAUUCUGGUGUUCUGUUACAAGAUUUGGAGAAAAAGAUUAGAUCAUUGCCUGAAAAUGGACCAGUAUUUUCUGUGAUAACUAGUUCUUUAUUAGACGUUGAAAGAAAAGUUCAACUUUGGCACUCGAUAAGAAAUUCCUCAGCAGGAGGGAAAGAAAAGAGAGAAAUAGUUGAACAUCUGUUGGGAAAGAACUACUCUGCAUGCGAUUUCCAUAUUUUACAGAGACUAGGCAACCUCUUGCUACCUGUAUGAAGAUGUGUUUUGAGACCAACCCUACACUGAUGAGGAUUAAUGUUUUGUAUAUAGUAGUUUCUGAGUCUUUAGAUAGACCUUGUAAUGUAUUUGAAGGAAAAAGGCUAUUUAUUAAAUUAAAGUGUUAUGAAGAUUAUGCUUAAUUA
This is a messenger RNA of Limulus polyphemus (Atlantic horseshoe crab), 2333 nucleotides long. RefSeq lists its product as uncharacterized. Gene Ontology annotation, molecular function: GTPase activator activity. The transcript has 23 exons. NCBI's taxonomy places the organism in Eukaryota, Metazoa, Arthropoda, Merostomata, Xiphosura, Limulidae. Gene Ontology annotation, cellular component: guanyl-nucleotide exchange factor complex. The record is from RefSeq and is a predicted model, not a curated record. The coding region runs from base 31 to 2187 and encodes 718 amino acids.